UGUUUUCAAUACGGUCCCAAAUGGCUAGUUAAGUGAUUGUUUGAUAGCGAGAUAACUCCGAGCAAUUAAAACUGAUGAAUGAAGACAAGCGAUUAUUAGUAAUAAUGGCAUCCAGGCCAAGGGAAGGCGAUGCUUCGAGUUCAAGCCACUCAUAUGGGCCGCAAUUUCCACCAAUUAUAAAUUCAGAGAAAAUUAAUAAAAAUGACAGUGUAGAAACUGUGGAAACCAAAUCAAAUACUGACCAGCCAACAACAGCAUCAUUAUGUAUUCAAUUCUUAACUUUAAUAAUACUUGGGUUGAUGGCAUGGGGUCUGGCCUGGAGCCAGUGGGGCGAUGGCUGGGGGUGGAGCGGGAAGUGGUUCCGGAUUGGCCUCGUGGCAGCAGUAGCCUGGGGCAGUGGACAAGCCCUUCAAGCCCUUACAACUAUGCCUGGCAUGUUGGCUGCCCUGUUCACUGGCAUCCUUGCUCAAAAUAUCGGUUUUCUUGAUAUGCGCGACUACAUUGAAAUAGAUGGAUUUUUAAGGAAAAUAUAUCCAGUAGUGGUUCUUGGGAAAGGUUCACUGGGAUGGAAUGUGGACUACAUGAGAAGCAACUGGCAGCGGGUGGCGACGCUCGGCGGCGUGCCGUGGCUCGUGGAGGUGGUGGCCGUGGCGACGUGUUCCCACUUCCUGCUAAACUUCCCGUGGAUUUGGGGUUUCCUACUCGGUUCAGUAUACUGUUCGUUGUCUUGGGCGGUGGUGAUGCCGGGCGUCGCGAGACUAACCGCCGCCCGCGGCUCGUCUCGCAACUGGGCGCAGCUGGUGUGCACCGCGGGCGGUGCCGACACCGCGCUCAGCGUCGGCGUCUACGGACUCAUCUUCAGCUUUAUAUUCACGGGAGAAAACGAACUGUAUAAAUAUAUCAAGGCUGGAUCGACCCUGUUCGUAGGCGUGAUACUGGGAGUAGCGUGGGGCAUGCUGGCAGGGCUAGCACCACACUCGCGCGACUAUUACGUCGCGGAGCUCCGGGUUCUCAUUGUGCUGGUCGGUGGACUCUUCGCCAACUUUAUCCUCGUGCGCUUAGGAUGGGCUGGAACCGCUGGAGUCGCUGUGUUAGCCUGCAACGUAACAGCCGCGAUGUUCUGGGCGCGAGACGGGUGGAAACUAAACAACAACCCCGCGUCUACAGCCUACCGGGUGUUUUGGGCUGCCUGUGAGCCUGCUGUGUUUGCAUACACGGGCACUUUCUUUGUGAUUGAUAACGAUCUGUGGGAUGUUAUGUUAAUUGGGUUAGCAAUUCUACUGAUAUGUUUGACUGUGAGACUAACAACGGCAGCGCUCGUCUGCUGGGACAUGACCCUCAAGGAAAGACUCUUCGUUUGCUGCACCUGGGUACCCAAAUCCAUAGUCGAGGCUGUAUUGGCGCCAACGGCUCUAGCGGCGGUCAUCUCGCGGGGGCCCCACCCGGAUUACGACAACGAUUUGGCGUGCGCAGUAAACAUCCUGCGACUCCUCGUUCAAGCCAUAGUCAUCACCACCCCCAUAGGGUACCUACUUACAAACCAUGUAGGGCCAAAAUUACUUAAAAUACCAAAGAAAUCCUGUGACGAUAAAAACUUAGCAUAAUUCUAA
Molecule: messenger RNA, 1610 nt
Organism: Cydia amplana
Lineage: Eukaryota; Metazoa; Arthropoda; Insecta; Lepidoptera; Tortricidae
Product: sodium/hydrogen exchanger 9B2-like
Exons: 9
Coding region: 75-1604 (509 amino acids)
Source: RefSeq, a predicted model, not a curated record